GAACUAAAGCCCAGAGUUAUGUUUUACCGGACGUUUCCUAAAGACGGACCCGCAGACCCUGUUUCCUUGGCAACUACAUUACGAUGGCGACUUGGGGUAAAUUGAAUAAAAUGGACGUCUGUGAGCUCGGUGACAAUAGCUGUGGAGAAGAAAUAGAGACGGGGGAAGAAAUAAUCGCUGUGUCCAGCUCUUCAUCUGCAGAAAAAGUCUUUGAUUCCAUCACUGGCUGCUUACAGGACAUCAUCAUCACGGAGGAGUUUGAGCACCUUGAGACGAGUUUCUUGGAGAAACACUAUCUGGAGUUUGACGACUCUGAUGAGAACAAGCUCAGCUACACACCGAUCUUUAAUGAAUACGUCAACAUGUUGGAGAAGCACCUGGAGCAGCAGCUGGUUGCACAGAUUCCUGACUUCAACUUUAACACCUUCAUAGAGCUUUUCAUGCAGAACAAAGAGGAAGGGCCGUUGGACAUCUAUACCAUAUUGUUGACAUUCACAGAAUUCACGGCCUUCAAGGAGAAGAUUCUCGAGUACAGAGCUCAGUGGCCGUGCUCCGUGGGUUUAUCGGUGCUAAGCACAUACAGAUGUGGUGCACCUCUGUUCAAAGAGAAGGGCCACUCAGAUCAUCUGAAAAGGACAAAAAAAAAGGAGGGCAGACUUCUGGAUUCGAGUCAGGAUCUGGUGGUGAAAUGUCUUUCUGCGGUCUCCACACAACCCCCCCCCUCACAAUCACCGUGAUGCUCUCCAUUUGCCUCCUCACUCAUCUGUGUCCAUGAGCCUUCAGGGUGUCAUCUUCAGGAUGCGCUCCUCAAACGUUGCUGACUACAGCUUAGUCCUCCUUUUACUGGUGAAGAUAAAACAUCCUUUGAGUUGUUUCUUAUUUUUUAUGUUGGAAUUUGAAAGCGAGAGUCCUAAUUUUGACCUACCCGUGUUUUGUUGUUGAAGCCUUUAUUUGGUGCACAGGUAGCAGAUAAUUCCUUCUGCUGGAAAUGAAUGGUUGUGAAAGUGAUGUUUGCUGUAUAGUUUUUAUGUGAAAUUAGUGGAUAUUCAGCACGUUUUUGUGUAUGUUAACGUUGAAGUUUCAUUUUAAAUGUGUAUUUAUGCCACCAGAAACAUUGCUUUUGUGUUUGUGAACUGAUCUUUUGUAAUUAAACACUUGAAAUCAUUAAA
Nothobranchius furzeri (turquoise killifish) is the source of this 1169-nucleotide messenger RNA. RefSeq names its product ADP-ribosylation factor-like 2 binding protein (gene arl2bp). Lineage: Eukaryota; Metazoa; Chordata; Actinopteri; Cyprinodontiformes; Nothobranchiidae. Gene Ontology annotation, biological process: maintenance of protein location in nucleus; positive regulation of tyrosine phosphorylation of STAT protein. The record is from RefSeq and is a predicted model, not a curated record. Gene Ontology annotation, cellular component: mitochondrial intermembrane space.